Molecule: messenger RNA, 690 nt
Organism: Phragmites australis (common reed)
Lineage: Eukaryota; Viridiplantae; Streptophyta; Magnoliopsida; Poales; Poaceae
Product: pentatricopeptide repeat-containing protein At1g08070, chloroplastic-like
Exons: 1
Coding region: 1-690 (229 amino acids)
Biological process (GO): RNA modification
Molecular function (GO): RNA binding; protein binding
Source: RefSeq, a predicted model, not a curated record
AUGCAGCCCCACCAUUCAGUGCCCGGCGAAUCCACCCGCCUGGCGCUUCUACUCCGCCGGCCAUCACGUCCACCUACAGGUUGCCUUGCCGCCGAACCUCGCCGCGGCCUGGCUCGAAUCCUGCGCCUACGCGUGCCUCCCGCUGUGGAUCCACGCGACCUCCACCUCCUCCACGGCGCUCUCCUCCGUCGUCGACACCUCCUCCCGGCCGCCGACGCCGUUGCAGCGCUCGCCAAACUGCUCCACUUCGCCACGGUUUCCCCCACCUCCCACCUCUCCUUCUUCUAUAACACCCUCAUGCACGGACUCGCAGCAUCCUCCUCGCCCGGUGCGGCCAUCGAGCUCUUCACGGCGAUGCGCCACGCAGGCGCCGACCCUGACGCCUUCACUUUCACCUUCAUCCUCAAGUCUUGCUCUCGUUGCUAUUCGCCGGAGCGGUUACCUUUCGACCUCCACACCCAGUCUUUCAAGCACGGUUGCCUCGGCUGGCGCAGCGUGCACGCUCAUGUCCACAACGCGUUGCUGCACGCGUAUGCUUCUCAGGCUGUCAUGGAUGACGCGCGCAGGGUGUUUGACGAAAUGCCCAUCCGGGAUGCAGUCUCCUUCUCAGGGCUACUCACGGUUCACCUCAAAGCCAACAAUUUGGAUUCCGCGCACGUGGUGUUCAACAAGAUGCCUCACCAAGAUUGA